AAGUCAAAAGCCCAUCUCAAUAGCCGCCCCAUCCCUUCCUACUUGGUGGACAACUAACGCAAACAGCAGAGGCGCAGAAGCUGAAGGACGAAGCCUACUGCCGAAACCGAAUCGGAAAGAGAGUGCCGACUGCUGAGAACGCCGCCGGUAGAGAGACGCCUCCUCCGCCGACGCCGCCGCAAGACGCCGCUGCACCCUCCAGGGAAUAAUCGUCUCUACGUUGCUUUCUUCUUUCAGGAAUUGCACAUAACAUACAUGGCCGCCAUGGCAGCAGAGAAUGUGAACGAACCCCCAAUCAACGAACAAAUGGUGGCCAACAUAUACGGUUCUCUAAGGUCGGAGAUGAACCAGAUAUAUUCUGAGAUCACGAAAGUGGAGAUGGAAGCCAGUGAGCACACACUUGUGAUGAAUGCCAUUCAACCACUUGAUCCUUCGAGGAGAUGCUACAGGUUGAUAGGAGGGGUUCUUGUGGAGAGAACCGUCAAAGAUGUGUUGCCUGCCGUGCAGCGUAAUAAGCAGGGGCUGGACGAAGUUCUUGCCCGGCUCAAUGAGAUUCUGGAGAAGAAGAAGAAGGAGAUUUCCGAGUUCGAGGCCAAGUACAAGAUAAGGAUCAGAAAAGGGGAGAGCGAAGUGGCCGAGGAGGAGAGUGGCCGGAAAGAGGGGACUGCUCAGGGAGUCCUUGUUGGUCCUGCUGCUGUUAAUGAGUGAUGAGUCAGGAGGUCAGCACUGUCUCAUCUUGUGUACUUAUUUCAACAGUUUUGUGUGUGUGCCAAAAUCAGAUUUUAGCAUGAUAUAUUAGAUGUAUUGUCAUUGGUACCCCUUCCAUUCCCCACCCCAUGAUGUUUAUUUGUCAUGCCAAUUAAUUUGAAGAUGGGUUGUGUUUGGGGGACGCCACUUUGCCACCCCCGGGCCUCACACACUAGACGCACACAGACACUUUGUGUGUGUCUGUGAACGCAUGGUGUCAAAGUGGUGACCCGUAAUAUUCUGAGAGAAUUUUUAAUUUACAUUAAUUACUUAAUCUUUGAGCUGUGUGUGAUCUAUUUGUAAUUUUAGGAUGUUAUUGUAAAAAUAUUGAAUUUCUGGGAGCAUUAAGAAUUCUCGUAAUAAAGCAAUCUUGGAUCA
Messenger RNA from Cuscuta campestris, 1125 nucleotides. Lineage: Eukaryota; Viridiplantae; Streptophyta; Magnoliopsida; Solanales; Convolvulaceae. The record is from the annotation of a GenBank genome assembly.